AUGGCCGUUAGCCUCACUGCCUGGCUCGAAGAGGAACUCGCGACCCAGUUGCUGCUUGGUAACCAUUGGCUGCAGGAGAAGAAUAAGCAGAAGCAGUCGGGCGUCAAGGCAGACCCGGAGCGAGUGUGGAGAGGACUCUACCACGACAACGGCUCGUGCCUCGAAAUCACCAACGACAUCCACCCAGACCGCAACAGCUUCCUCAAGAUCAUCCAGUUCUCACCUUACCUGUUCACUGACGGUAACACGCAAAUUGGCGCCGUGCUUUCGCCAGCGUGCUUCAGAUACCUUCACCCGAGAGCCCAGAUCCACGACGUGGUUCGCAUCCGGAAAUACACCAUCCGCUUCACGUCCUACGGCCCGCCUGACGAGCAUCUUCAAUUCAUCAUCGACUCCGUCGAUUGGCUCGGGUACCAUAGCGCAGGGAAUCAGCAGCAGAACGUUGACGAGCUGAAGCCUCUCUGGUCCGCGGAGCUGCGCAAUAUCACCCGCCAGCUUCACGAGACACGAGCCCGCGAAGACCGCAGAUGCCUGGACCCCGACAAUUCGCCUGAGCAGGGAGCAGACGAUACAUCAGUCGCCAUGGCCGGCUCAGACGAGGCGGGCUCCCAGUCGCACACGCAAGUGGAGUUUGGCACACAACUCCCACAGGAUGAUGGUCCACGAUUUCUAGGCGUGAACAGACGGGAGCCUGUGCUGGCAGGCAAUACACAGCGAGAAGAGAUUAGGCCAGUUCCUCUGAAACCUGCAAAGCCAGUUUUCAACGAUCGCAAGAAGCUGCUCGGCUUGCUGCAUAAGCCCUGUGGCCUCGACGCGACACCAAAGAGUGAAGUGGACCAGCUGCAAAAACUUGCCUCUGAGUGCUCAUGGAUGCAAGAUCUUGAGUUCACGCGCGAAACUUUCCGCGUACCCUCCGAACAAUUGAACAUAUUACGGAAAGAGGACAGCUGGCACAAGCCAAGGCCAGGCUGCAAAUUCCCUGACGGCAACAUACCCAUUCAUAUUCUUACCAUGCUCUACAGGCAGGCCGACGAGAAUGCAGCCCUGGAUGCGGGGCCAGACUCCGACGAUGAGAUGGACGAAGACCCAUCACCAGAAUUCCCCGUCGAAUCCACAAAUGCCUCUGCAGAAUCAGCACCUCAGACGACUCCGGAUGACCAGCUUCCGACAAGCCAAGUAUCAUGGUCCGCCUCUCCCACCCCCGAGCCACCAAGACUGCCAACUCGGUCGAAUCAACAGCUACCUCCCGAUUCAAGCUUCGAACCCGUGGACCAUAUGGGCCCUGCAGAAGACGAUGAUGCUGGGAAGUCUAUUGUUUCCUCGCAGAUACAAGAUCCCAUCCUUAUAGACUCAUCCAACGAGGACGAACAGAACGACCCGCCCUCAUCGCCGCCGGUCGCAGAGGAUGCUGCAGACACGGAUGAAGAUAUGGAGAUGGAAGAGCACGUGCCACAAGCACUCGGAGAAGACAGUGUGGAGAGGGUGAUCGACCUACCGCAACGUUCGGUGCCAGCUGCAUCACCACCGCCCCGCCCUGUUGUUCAAGUGAAAGAAACUCCAUACGUCAGAAACAAGAAUGGUCAGCUUAGGACACAGGCCGACCCUGCUCCAUCGCGAAAGCUGAGUUCCAGUGGCACGUCAAAGCACACUUCAUCCACUUCAAUUGUGCAUGGUACCUACAACGAUAAGUCCUCGUCGGAUCUGCAGGUCAACGCCGCUCAAACGGAUAUCAAUGUCACUGAUCUAGAGCAAGGGCUUCAAAAGGACGGGCUUCAGCUCAAGCAAUGGGAACGAGAAGUUGCACAUGAGAUUAGUAGUCCAGUCUUGGAUAACGCGCCUUUGGAGAUGAUUGGAAAUCACUCCGCGAUGCCAGAAGCGAUAGGUGCGUCGCGUGAUUUACAACCAGCGAUAGGGAACGACUCUCCAAGGAAGUCAAUGGUGCAGGACGCGACGAUAAUUGAAGUACCAGAGCCGAAUCUCGUAUCUGCCCAUAUGCCACCAUCCAACUCAGGACCCAUUGCAGAGCCCAGCCCACCUCAUCCUAUAGAAGGACGCCCAGCUGGCGAAGACGGAAAGAGAGCAAUGCUUUCAAAAAGCCCUUCGCGUACUCCAGGCGCUCUCAAGCGCAAGCACGAUAACUCGCUAUCAAGGAAAAACAGUCGGCAAUCAAAAAGACGAGAGAUCAAGAUCGUCGGCUUCGGCGAUGAUCCACCAGACUUGACAGAUCCAGCGUUAACAAUACGACAUUAUCGCGAAGAGUCUCUACGGCAAUACCGAGAAGCUCGCAAGUCAAGCUCAAGUGUUGAAAACGGGCCACAAUCUGCUGCAAAGGCUGAGGCACCGCAUGGAGGCGAUGCUAUGCAGAUAGAUACAUCCGCUAUAUCACCAAUGGCUACUCCUGUCCCUCUAUCACCACUACAUGACAGUUUGCACAAGGAGCCAAGUCCAGCUUUUCCAGUCGUGGAAGAUGCGACAGCAGCAGCAAUGCGCUCAGCCUCAGUCACGGUGCCUACCGAGGGUGUCCAGCGCGUUUCCACGCCGGAAGUCUCAAGGCCACAAGCUUCACAUGUCGCAACGAGUACCAGAAAAGCGGCGUCGAGCGUUUUUGAAAGAUUCAAAGCGGCUUAUCCAGAAUACACAGGGGACACGAAACAUUUCCAAGGGCAAUGCACACAGAUAAUUCAACUGGACCGAGAAGAUAAGAUGGUGCCAAAGUGGCAAUGGGACGACUAUAUCAUACGCAAUAGGACAGAUUACAAGGAUUAUGCCGUGGAGCGCAUGGAUCAAGGCGAGAAUCCCGAGCCGUAUCAUCGUUUCUACAAAGACAUGAUACGCGACACGAUCUAUCGAAAAGGUAUCAUCGAGGGACGAAAUACACUGAUUCGGGCAUUACAGCAGCUCAACGCCCCAUUACCAGAGCGCGAACCUAGGGAUUCUCCAAAGGAUCCAUCUAGGAAAGAAAAGCGCGCGAGAGCAUCGCUCCCUAGCGCUUUCCACCAGGCCAAACCUAUCUCCAAAAAUCAUCAAGCAAUUUCAGCGCCAGAACGACCGCGCAACUCCCUGCCACCACGACCCCAGCACAACUCUCAUACGCCUGCAACGGAUCCGCAUAUCCGCAAUGCUCAACCACUGCCACCAGCAGUGUCUCGUGACUUUACGUCAAAUGAGCGAUCAAGUCCUAGACCUCAUUCUCUGUCUCGCCUAUCACUCGAUGGGGCCGCUUCACCAUGCACCACCCCAGGAGCAGACACAACAGCGGGCGCUAGCGACCCCUUCCGAGACUUUGUCUUUGCAUACCAAAGAACAACAUCGUUCACAGGGAGCACGAAAGUGAGUCCAGGACCACACCGUAACAGAGGGCGGAAAAGCUAA
Messenger RNA from Parastagonospora nodorum SN15, 3372 nucleotides. RefSeq lists its product as hypothetical. Lineage: Eukaryota; Fungi; Ascomycota; Dothideomycetes; Pleosporales; Phaeosphaeriaceae. The coding region runs from base 1 to 3372 and encodes 1123 amino acids. The transcript is spliced from 3 exons. The record is from RefSeq and is a predicted model, not a curated record.